UACAAUUUAAAUGAAGGAAGAAGAAUUUUAAUUUUAUUUUUUUAUAGACAAACUGGAAGAAGAAAUUUAUAUUAAAAAAUUACAAGUCUGUUAGAGCAUCAUUACCUUGACCAGUACGCAUUUUGAUUUUUAUAAAGCAUAUAUAUAUAUAUAUAUAUAUAUUGUUUUUGUACUUCAUGACUUCAUGUGCGAUCUGAUUCAUAUUAUAUAUCUCUUCCCCUGCUACUUGCUUGCUUGAAAGAUCACCAACAAAGUUUUGUACCCAGAAAGAAAAAAAAGAUCAUUCUUCAUCAAAGAUAAGUCAAUCACCAAACCAUGAUGAAGAAGAAGAAACAGAGCAGAUCCCAAUCUUCUACCAAGAAAACGCUUGAACCAUCCUCAGACUCAUCACCUUCACCAAGACUCCUCUCCAUUAUCCGUUCUAAGUUGGCAAGUGGUAAAGACUUAAAGCAUAUGUUCCGAAGCAUGCGGAGUAAACCCGUGCCAGGAUUAUCUUCUCAGUCUAGAAUCGUGAGAUGUCCCAAGUGCCACAAACUUCUCCAGGAACCUUUAGAUGCGACUUCUUACAAAUGUGGUGGAUGCGACUCGAUUCUUCAUGCAAAACAUUGGGAACUGGAAGACAAUGAUAACGCAAACACUAUUCCCGAGGCUCUCCUUUCUUCUCAAAACCAUAGUUUAAGUAACAAGGUAGAAUCUGCAGAAGGUGGUAAUAGAACUACAUUGAGGAGUAUUCAACGGGAGUACAAUCCAAGGGCAUCACCUUCUGUUGAAAGGGGCUAUCAUUCAGAAACUGUUUACAAGCAUGAGACAUCCGAUAUCCACAGAGAAUGGAUGGGAAGGGCUGACGAAUUCAGUGUGACUGGUGAUUCUGAAGCGUUUUCUUCAGCAAGAACCUCUCCGUAUAACUCACGCAGCAAUACUUCGCAAUGGAAACAACACGAGGGAAGAUAUGAAGACCCGCCUCAGGUUCCUUUUUAUCCAGCAAGUCUUUAUCCUUCUUCUGCAUAUGAAUAUGGCUACAGUAGUCCUUCUCACGGGUCUCACGUUUCUGCAUUAGAGCAGCCUUACUAUCAUCAUCAACCAAACCAAUUCAAGCAAUAUGGACGAGAAGGCUGGCGUCAAGAAUCUUCUGUUGCUUCACCUACCCAUUUUCCGGGUGCGACCUUAGAAGGAAAAUACUAUCCUCGGUCUUCUCAGUCUCCGCGACAUGAUCUUCAGUAUCAUAAUCUGUAUGAAUCCAGUAGCUCUGCAACCCCGCAUCGUUCUGAGUACUCUGAGCGUAGUUAUCAAGCAGCUGCAGCGCCACAUCACUCCACGUACUCCAAGCAUUCAGUAGGGAUUUAUAAGAGUGACACAAGUAGUGAGAAGAGAUCUUUGAAGGGAAAAAAACGGUAUGUCGGGAAAAGGAAUCAUGUGGUGAAGCACCAUAUUCUUCCUUCAGCUGGUGGUGCGCCUUUUGCUACUUGUUCCUAUUGUUUGGAAAUUCUACAGCUUCCUCAGGUGUCUCCCAAAGGAAAACAUAAGAGAUAUCAAGUGAGAUGUGGCAGUUGUUCCGGUAUACUUAAGUUCUCUAAUCGAGGGAAAGCAGAUACUAUCCUGGAUUCACCUAGCUUUCUGGAUUCUGACAUGGGUAUUGCUGAUGAGACUGUUAUUAAUCAUCAGGAUUCAGCUAUAGAAGGCCACGAAGAGAUUUACCUGGAUGGAAGUCAUCUGUCAUGUUUAGACGAUGAUUUUGGAGAUACUAUCUGCAAAAGCACGAAUGAUGUUAUAUUGAGCCGAAGUUUGGAAACAUUUGAGGAUAAGGGGAUUAAAGAAGACAGAGAGAACUUAUCCAGCAUUUUAUUAGAUUCACAAUUGGAGGCAUUGCAGCCUGAUCUGAAACCUUUGGUGAACCACAGAUUAAGGAAGCAACAACCUGCAUCAAGUGAUACUAUUGCAGAGACUUCAAGAAUUUAUCUAGAGCAGUCUCAGGAAGCUCAUUCAGAAAAGUCAACCGAGAUGGAUAAUAGCAUUUUUGAAAGAGUUGUUUGCAAUUUAGAAGAGUCGGAAUAUGAGAAGAGAGAAAUUAUUAAGCCAAAAGUUAUAGUUGGAGAAGGAUCAGCUGAGUUCCUGGAGGUUCCAGUCUACAAGAACAAAAUGAGGAGUGAAUCAAGAGAAGAAGCCGAGAGAGUUGCAGAGAAAUCAAUAUCUCAUAGUGAGGAACUUCUAUACAAAAACGAAUACAUCUGUGAAACAAGCUCACUGUCUGAAAAUACUAAAGACACUGAGGUGACUCGAGAAAAUGAAGAAUAUGGAGAUGAAAGUACAUGGGAAGAAAUCAUAGGAGACAAACACCAGAUGCAUUUAGAGAAAUCGCAGUACAUUGGAGAUUCGAUCUAUGACAGUAGCUUACGUUAUGGUGAAACAUUUGAGGAUACAUCAGUCAAAGAAGAUACAGAGAAAAUAUCAAACGCAUAUUCAGAUGCAAUGCCAGCUACACCACAGUCUUCUCUGGAAUCUUUGGUGAACGAGAACCAGAGAUUUAUAGAACAUCAUGACCAAUCAUGUGAGGCUAUAGUAACAACAUCCAUGAUCAAUGAGAAAUCCAAGCAUGAGUAUGAGAAUUUAAGAGAAAAACAAGACUUGGAAAUGACCAUUAGUGACAGAGUCAGGUAUGAGUUAGAGGAGUCUAUACACGAGACCAAUGAAACUCUUGAGGAGAGCAAGGUGGGCGAAGAUAGGUAUAGUGAUUAUAUCGAGAAUGCGAAUGGGGCAGGUGAAAAGAGAUUGGUAUCUUAUCAGAUGGAUUCUCCACGGAGGAAUUUAAAAAAUUCUUAUGGAACUCUAGAACCAGUUUAUCUAGAAGGAAGCGGGUUUUCAGGUGAAAAAACGUGGGAAGAGACAAUGGAAGAUAGAGCGGGGUUGCAAUUGGAGGAAUAUGAAAGCAACUAUGAGUAUUACAGCAGAUCAUUUUGCAUGCAUGAUUAUGAGCUAGUGACAAUACUUGAACCAGACGAGGAUCCUGAUGGAAGAUCAAAGUCCAUUUCACAAAUUUCAUUCAAUAACGAUGGAGGAGCAGAAGAAAGAGGCGUGCGUCAUGUGGAGGAGCCCCAGCUAGUGAGUGAUGGCAAAACCGAACAGCUACAAGUAUGUGAAAUGGAGAAAGAUACGGUAUCACUAGACUUGGAGUGUGGAAAAGAAUCAAUGAAACCAGAUGAGACAUUUGAAUGGACUUCAGGGAGAACUUUGACAUUUCGUCAUCAUGGAUGUCAGGUAGGGAAAAGGCAUGAACCAGACGAGGAUGCUGAUGGAAGGUCAGGAUCUAGUUCAAGGGAUUUCGUGAAUGAUACCAACAGUUCAAAAGAAAGAGCUGUAAUUCACGAGAAUGGGGCUUGGCUGGUGGAUGAUCAUGAAACCAAAGCCGGACAAGUAUGCAUAAUGGCAGAAGAUGGACCAUCACUACACUUGGAAAAGUGCAAAACUGAGAAAAUGGAAUUGGACGAGACACUUGAUCCACAUGAUGAUAUAUUCAGGCUCAGUGUUGAUGGCACACUUGAACAAAAGACAAUGAAGUUGAUGUCUCAAGAUAAGCAAGAAAAUCCAGGGACGAACUUCAAACAAGGUGAUAUUGACGAAGAUGUACGAGAAUUUAGUUCACAUGUUACUUCAGAGGGCCAUAAAUCUCCAAGUAAAAUGGCAGAGGUAGAUAGUGAAGGUGAAGAGGAGAUACCGGGUGACCAUAUAAAGCAUUAUCAGAAAGAGAAUGAGAAGUCAGAACUAACCUCUGAACCAUAUGCUCAUAUCUACAGCACAACAGAGCCUUCUGAAAUCGUAGGUUUGCGUCUUGCGUUAUACCAAACGCAAAAUUCACCUCUACGGUCACCUCUCACGUCACCAAUUCAUACUCCCAUUGGUUCUCCACUGCAUUACCUGAUGGCUUCACAAAUUCGUUCUCCAAUAGCUUCAACAAUGCAUUCUCACAUAGUUUCACGGCUUCGUUAUCCCAUCAACUCAUCCGGUUCAUUAUCUGAUGUAUCGUUCCUCAGCAAAAAAAGUUGAUGACAAGAAAACAGAAAAGCAUUCUUCCAAGCUUAAUCAAUCUUUUCCCCAUACUUGAAG
Messenger RNA from Capsella rubella, 4098 nucleotides. RefSeq lists its product as uncharacterized. The coding region runs from base 316 to 4038 and encodes 1240 amino acids. The transcript is spliced from 3 exons. NCBI's taxonomy places the organism in Eukaryota, Viridiplantae, Streptophyta, Magnoliopsida, Brassicales, Brassicaceae. Gene Ontology annotation, biological process: regulation of defense response to fungus. The record is from RefSeq and is a predicted model, not a curated record.